Molecule: messenger RNA, 1773 nt
Organism: Tarenaya hassleriana
Lineage: Eukaryota; Viridiplantae; Streptophyta; Magnoliopsida; Brassicales; Cleomaceae
Product: UDP-glycosyltransferase TURAN
Exons: 17
Coding region: 167-1567 (466 amino acids)
Cellular component (GO): endoplasmic reticulum
Molecular function (GO): mannosyltransferase activity
Source: RefSeq, a predicted model, not a curated record
AAGAAGCACUAAUACUAAUACUGUUCCUUUUCUGGUGUUAAAUCUGUUGAAAGGAUUUUGCUUUUUUAUGAAGUUGGAUAUUAUUACGAGUGCCCAGAACGCCGGAGAAACAGUGACGAGAACCGCAAGACCGAAUUCGAGAGAUUACUGAGGGAAGACGGAGACAAUGGCGAGGAGAGGGAGAGCCUGUGUGGUAGUUCUUGGAGAUCUUGGUCGGAGUCCUCGUAUGCAAUAUCAUGCUCUUUCUCUUGCUCGCCAGAUGUCAUUUCAGGUGGACAUUGUUGCAUAUGGAGGUUCAGUACCACAUGAAGCUCUUUUAAAGCAUCCAUCCAUUAAGAUCCAUACUAUGGUGCAGCCUAAAUUUCUCCAAAUCUUGCCGAGAAUUUUUUAUCCGAUAACGCUGUUGCUAAAGGCAAUCAUUCAGUUCACCAUGCUCCUCUGGUAUCUUUGUGUAAAAAUACCAGCGCCUGAUGUCUUCUUGGUCCAGAAUCCCCCUUCUGUUCCAACCUUAGUGUCAGUAAAGUGGGCGAGCUCAUUGAGGCGGGCCGCAUUUGUUGUAGAUUGGCAUAAUUUCGGAUAUACAUUGCUCGCGUUGUCUCUAGGAAGAAAUAAUUUAUUGGUAUCCUUAUAUCGCUGGUUUGAAAAACGUUAUGGAAAGAUGGCUACUGGUUCACUAUGUGUGACAAAGGCGAUGCAACAUGAACUGGAUCAGAACUGGGGAGUGAGAGCAAGAGUUUUGUAUGACCAACCUCCUGAGUUUUUCCGGGUGGCUUCUCUUGAAGAAAAGCAUUCGUUGUUUUGCAGAUUGAAGAAAGAUCUUUGUCACCCUGUUGGUGUUCACGAUAUCAUCAGUGGAGAGUUGGAGAAGCAAAAUCCGCAUGAAACUCUUUUCACUGCCAAAAUCGAUGACAGUAUUUUCCUGAAGCCAAAUCGGCCAGCGCUUGUUGUGAGCAGUACUAGCUGGACCCCUGAUGAAAAUUUCAGUAUUCUAUUGGAAGCAGCAGUGAUGUAUGACCGCCGCGUUGCUGCAAGGUUGAAAGGAAACGAUGAUUCAGUGGAGAUUUCUGAAGAGCAGCAGCACAUUUAUCCCAAGUUGUUGUUUGUCAUUACAGGUAAAGGGGCCGAGAAGGAGAAGUACGAGGAAAAAAUGAGAAGGUUGAACCUCAAACACGUGGCCUUUCGGACCAUGUGGCUUGCAGCUGAGGAUUACCCAUUGCUCUUAGGUUCUGCAGAUCUCGGAGUUUGCUUACAUACAUCCUCCUCUGGUUUAGACCUUCCCAUGAAGGUGGUUGACAUGUUUGGUUGUGGGCUGCCAGUAUGCUCGGUCUCCUACUCAUGCAUUCAUGAGCUCGUUAAAGAUGGAAAGAACGGUCUCCUCUUCUCAUCUUCAUCGGAGUUAGCAGACCAACUAUUGAUGCUGUUGAAGGGGUUUCCAGAGAGAUGUGAUGCUCUAAUGGCGCUGAAAGAGGGAGCAAUGGAGACUGGUUCUUCUGGUAGAUGGGCUUCCGAGUGGGAAGACAACGCCAAACCUUUGUUUGCUGAGGUUGUUUCCCAAAUCACGGAUUGAACCGCCGUUUCUAGUUUGGUACUUGAAAGCAUAGAGUUCAUCACCGACUUUGGCCCCAUUUCGAAUCAGUGUUUUAUUGGGUGUUAGAUUGUAUAUUCGGAAUCUAAUGAUAUCAUAAUUGAAUUGAUCAUCUCCAUCAUAUUUGUUUUUUGUUAAAUUCCUAAUUCAUGUGACAUUUAUGAUUUAUCAUAUUGUAGAUUUUGUUU